Fusarium pseudograminearum CS3096 is the source of this 3336-nucleotide messenger RNA. RefSeq lists its product as uncharacterized. NCBI's taxonomy places the organism in Eukaryota, Fungi, Ascomycota, Sordariomycetes, Hypocreales, Nectriaceae. The transcript is spliced from 3 exons. Gene Ontology annotation, molecular function: protein binding. Bases 1 to 3336 code for a protein of 1111 amino acids. The record is from RefSeq and is a predicted model, not a curated record.
AUGCACAGAGAGAAACAAUAUAUUCGCAAGGUCACAGUCAACUGGAAGCUUCGUAAGAACACCAAAAAGGAAGAAUGGGAGCAAGCGAGUGCAUUGGUCCUGAAGCGCAAAGCUGAAGGAAAACCAACUGAACUCACGAUCCAUGGUAAGAUCAUACCAGACAAGAAGAGGAAAAAGGAAAUAAGGAGAUACGCCCCAAAGAACCUACCCGGAAGUCCUGCAUUCUUGCCCCUCGAAACGUUUUCUGCUCGUACACCCCCGACAGCCAAUCGAAACAUUACAUACUUCAUCACACCGUGGCUCAAUCUCCAAGCCCAAUUCACUAGUACUGAUGGAGUUAACCCGAUAUCGAAUGGAACUAUUGAAUCCAUUCACCGUCCGGUGCGAUUCACCUCACUGUCAUCUCAGAAUCACGCCGCCAUAGUGGACUUUAAAAGAUCACUGUUGCGUUCCAUCAGGGAUACAGGCACACCGGACUCGAUGCUCGAUGCAACACCUCCUAAUGUGCUGAUGUUACUUGAGGAACAAAUGCCAUUCAGCCACAGACACCAGACAGAACUACAGACCCAACAGACUCCAAUUUCUGGGCCCUGGUCUCGACUCUUUCUUUCCUUGGCAUUCCUCUCGAGUAACGAUCACUUGCAUGUGGACAUAAUGGCCGACUUUUUGAAGUUGGCCAUUUCUUGCGGGUUCUUACAUGACCUAAAACAAGCGCUCUCUGUCCAAGGACCGACAAUGAAGCUGUUCUCGGUAGCUUUACUGUCCGCUGCUCUCGAUAUCCCUGGAGAAGAGGGCUUCCAGCUCGUCAGUAAUCUGCUACAAAAAGGCGUCAAUCCGAAUAGCGCUUAUUCUUUUCAGACACCUUUGCAGAAGGCAGUCCGGUUUCAGAGGACAGUCCUACAUGAGGACAGUGCUACUGUCCAACUCCUCCUUGAUCACGGCGCGCAUCCAUUGGCAUCCUUUCCGUCACUGCGGCUAUGUAGUCCGUGGCAAAUGGAAUCCUACGAUAACGAGUCACUCGCCAAAGCUUUGAUCGGCAUGCGACACAAGAUAUUUGAAACCCCCAAUCCCAAUAGAUACAUUUUCCUACCACCGCCAAUAUUUCUAGCUGUUGAAGCUGGAAAUAAUUCCCGAGUGAGGAGUCUGCUUCAAGCUGGAACCGAUCCAAACAUUUCCAACCCAGACCGCAUGUCUUUAUUACAUAUGGCAGUUGAACGUGGGAACUCUGCAAUGAUUAAUUUGUUGAUCGAAUUUGGAGCAGAUCCAGAUUUGUUUUGCCGAACUGAGACCAUGGAAGCGAUCAUUUUGGCUAAUCCAGAGACAUUUGACUUGCGAAGUUGUGACCUCUCUCGAGCAGUAACUCCUCUUCAGCUGGCUGCUAAGAGUAGGAAACUUGAUAUCGUUCGACAACUGUUGCAGGCAGGCGCAAACCCCGAUGGCACAGUUAGUCUGUAUUUUCUGAGCGACAGCGAAAAAGGAUACCAUGAAUACGACUUUGUUUCAACUCCUCUCCAGAUCGCGAGCAGACUAGGCAGCUAUGAGAUGAUAAAGAUGCUACUGGAAGCAGGAGCAGGUGUCGAUACUCGACAGGCUAUGCAGCCGACUGCACUGCAGUAUACAUUACAGAAUACAUUGUGCUUUGAUCCGAAUCGUUCAGCCAGAAUGAGUCGAGUCAAGCUACUUCUGGAAUGGGGAGCAGAUGUGAAUGCCUCCCCGAGUCAGGAGAGCGAAAAGAGUUCCCUUGAAGCUGCUGCUGGAACUGGAGACAUCGACGUAGCCAAACUGUUACUACAAAAAUGCGCAACCUGCGACAACUCAGCUCCCAUUCUGCAAGCAGCUGUUAGGUCUGGCUCCAUGGAAUUGGUCAAUUUCUUACUUGACCACUUCUCAAAGGCAGGCCUAUCUGCAGUCGACAAGGCAGACAAUUGGAGCCAAUACCUCGAAAUAGCCGCGAAAUCUCGAAAUACCCAACUCGUCGACAUGAUUCUCAGUUUCUGUGUCGAUAAAAGCACAUAUCUCUUUGAGAAACACGUUAUCGAUGCUAUGGAGGUUGCUGUUGGCCACGGCGACAGUAGAAUGUUGUGGUUCCUACUCGUACUCAAUAUUAACCCCAAUGCCGACGGGAGGGCCUGCCGCAUCCUGAGCAAAUCUAUCAUGAACCCAAAACAUGACAAACAUGCCGAAUGCUUCACUUUAUUAAUGGUCAAGUUCACGGCUUUGGGGCUUGAUCUGGAUAAACCUCUUCCCGGUGAUGAGACGCCUCUCUGUACGGCAAUUGGCCGUGAUAACCGGCUUGCAGCACAAUGCUUGAUAUCCUCUGGUGUUGAUGUCAAUAAACCAUCUCUACAUUUUGUGCCCUUCUAUAACAAAACCGACGACGAAAGAAGGAAUGACACACCUGAACCGCCCAUUUUACAAGCUAUCAGAGGCUCCAUAUACUGUCAGAAUAAAAACGUCUGCUUAGUCGAUCUUCUCAUAGCCAACGGUGCAAAUUAUGGACACAAGACUGCCCUAUUGUUAGCCCUGAGAUCACAGAAAUAUGAAGUCGCAAAGACACUACUUGAACGCGGGGCAGACCCAAACGCUAAAGAUCCAGAAACAGGAAUGGAUGCUUUAGAUUCUAUCUUCUGGCAGAAAUUUGGAUGGCCCCCUUUUUCAAUAUUCAAAUCGCUUAUCAAUCAUGGCUUUCAAGUGAAAGCAGAAUCCAACACAGGGAUUCUGGCCCGAGUUAUUGCAGAAACCUGCGAAAACGACACCACUAUCAGAUGGGAUGCUCUUACGCGGGUGGUUUCAUUGUUACUCGAUGCUAGCGCUAGGGUCAAUACAAUUCCGACGGAAAAGUACCCCAUGACGGCUCUCCAGUAUGCCAUAAAUGCCAAUCACAAGGAGCUUAUCACUAUACUCUCAAAUGCAGGGGCUGAUAUCUAUGCACAUGCCUUUUGGAAGAGAGGAAGGACUGCCCUUCAAGUAGCUUGCUAUGGUGGUAACCUUGAGCUGGUUCAAAGCCUUGUUGCACAGGGUGUAGAUAUAAAUGCCCAGCCAGCCUUGCACUAUGGUGCAACAGCACUUCAGUUUGCAGCAAUGCAGGGGCACUUGAAGAUAGCCAUCUUCCUUCUUGAAAACGGGGCCUUGAUCAACGCUCCAGCUGCUUCGGUGGAAGGACGAACGGCGCUCCAGGGAGCUGCAGAACAUGGGAGGUUGGAUAUGAUUUAUCUACUGCUUGAGAACGAUCAAGACGAUGGUUUGGAGGAAAGAUGCCAGGAGGCGGCGAUAUUUGCACUGGACGAAUCACGUUUCGAGAUUGCACAGUUCUUACGAGAGUAUAGGAAAGUAUGA